This is a messenger RNA of Phymastichus coffea, 1297 nucleotides long. It is a transcript of the gene ato, whose product is annotated as protein atonal. The record is from RefSeq and is a predicted model, not a curated record. Gene Ontology annotation, molecular function: protein dimerization activity. Bases 132 to 950 code for a protein of 272 amino acids. Lineage: Eukaryota; Metazoa; Arthropoda; Insecta; Hymenoptera; Eulophidae. The transcript has a single exon.
CGGCCGGAGCAGCAGCCGUCCUCUUGCAGUGCGCUCCCGCGUCGAAGGGCAAAGCCGAGCAGAGCGAAGUCGCGAGGUUGUGCGCGAGUGUGCCCCGAUACGAGUGCCAAGCGCAGCCGCGGACGUCGGCCAUGGAGCUGCAGGAGGUGUUCCGCUACAGCUACAUGUUCCCCGAGGAGCUGCCGACCUACCUCGAGCUGCCGGCCGGCUACGGCGGCAAGCUCGCCGGGCUGCCGCCGAUGAGCAGCAUCGCGCAGCACCAGCACCAGCCGCAGACGCUGCUUCAGCAGCAGUGCAACGCCUACGACAACAACAGCGACGGCUGGCACACGCCGAGUCCCGCGGGCUCACUGCGCUCGCUCAGCCCGGCAGCCACGCCGAUCUCCGUGUCCGAGCCGGAGACGACGGCUUGCCACCGCCAGCUCGGCCUGGCGCAGAUCCAGCACUACGAGCACCAGCCGCAGCCGCACUACGUCGACUACUCGCAGCAGCCGGUGCCGCUGCCGGCGCAGCUGCAGCCGCAGCCGCAGCAGCAGCAGCCGCAGCAGCCGCAGCAGCAGCAGCAGCAGCAUCAGCAGCAGCAGUCGCAACGCGACGAGGAGCGGACAGCGUGCGAGCCGCCGGCCAGCAAGCGGCAGCGAGUCCAGUCGGAGCACAGCAGCGUCAACUCCAGUCUGGAGGAGAGCGACCUGGACGAGCUGGAGGAGCACUCGACGAGCGGCAGCUCGAGCGGCGGCCGACGAGGCAAGCAGGUCAGCUCGACGGUCGUGCGGAAGCGCAGGCUGGCGGCGAACGCGCGCGAGCGCAGGCGCAUGCAAAACCUCAACAAGGCCUUCGACAAGUUGCGCACCUACCUGCCCUCGCUCAGCAACGACAGGCAGCUGUCCAAGUACGAGACGCUGCAGAUGGCACAGUCCUACAUCUCCGCGCUCGCCAAUCUUCUGCAGUAGCUCUUCCCGGCAGAUCGACCGUUUCCUGUAAAUACCUCUUGUUGCCUACGUUCACUGUACAUAAGUCGUUGGAACGCUCAUCCUAUAGUUUACGUUCUUUAAGAAGGUUUCUGUAAAUAGCGGACGCGAGAAGUGUUGAUUCGCCGUGUGCGAUCUGUCUGUGCCACUGAUUUUUUAUGCUUUACGCGAGCGUUUUAGGUCAUUCAGCUGGUGCAAAUGAUAUAUCGACUAAGUUAUUUAAUUCUAAUGCGUAUUUAUAUAGUUUCAUGCAACGACAACAAAAAAUCUGUAAGAGACUGACUAUCGUACAUAGUUAUUUAUAUUGACGCUGUUAAAUAAAAAAUAAG